CACGGUGUGUACCCAUUGUUUGUUUUUUUCCCUUCCAACUUCCAAAGUGUCCUUCUGCAUUACGCAAUAGUUUCACGUAUAUAUAUAGCGCCCGAAGUGAUCUUUGCGCAAACUCGCUUUAUCGCUUCGUAACAUUCGUUCCCGUCCUUUUAAGAGAGAGAGAGAGUAGAAACUAGAAACCCUAGUUGUUGUUCGGCGUAACAAGUUUCUGAAAUGUCUGCAGAAGAGAAGAAACCCCCCGUUGGUGAUCAGGCUCAGUCCAACCAAAUUAAUCUUAAGGUCAAGAACCAGGAAGGGAACGAGGUGUUUUUCAGGAUUAAAAACAAUACUCAGCUAAAGAAGCUUAUGACAUCUUAUUGCGAACGUCAGUCAUUGGACGCGAAGGCGAUUGUGUUCUUGUUUGAUGGACAUCGUAUUAAAGCAGAGCAGACCCCAGAGCAACUUGGCAUGGAGGAUGGUGAUGAAAUUGAUGCCAUGCUGCAUCAGACUGGUGGUGGCUUUGGAGAAAUAUGACUUAGAAAAGCUAAGAGAGUACACUAUGGUAGGUAUUUGGAAGCUUAGACUAGUUAGUACCUUGAAUUGCUAAUGUUUGAUUUGCAUGCGAAGGACUCGGGAAAAAGAGAUCUUUUCAAAACUCUUGCUGUCUUUAAAACUCCAAACUUGAAUUUAAGUUUUUGGCCAUUUUGUUCGUGACUAUGCAUCUUAAUGCGAAGUGAUUUUUUUUGUUUAAA
Molecule: messenger RNA, 731 nt
Organism: Rhododendron vialii
Lineage: Eukaryota; Viridiplantae; Streptophyta; Magnoliopsida; Ericales; Ericaceae
Product: small ubiquitin-related modifier 1-like
Exons: 3
Coding region: 214-513 (99 amino acids)
Biological process (GO): protein sumoylation
Cellular component (GO): nucleus
Molecular function (GO): protein tag activity; ubiquitin-like protein ligase binding
Source: RefSeq, a predicted model, not a curated record